Lates calcarifer (barramundi perch) is the source of this 676-nucleotide messenger RNA. RefSeq names its product heterogeneous nuclear ribonucleoprotein L-like. The coding region runs from base 1 to 504 and encodes 167 amino acids. The transcript is spliced from 4 exons. Gene Ontology annotation, cellular component: nucleus. Gene Ontology annotation, biological process: regulation of RNA splicing. Gene Ontology annotation, molecular function: mRNA binding. The record is from RefSeq and is a predicted model, not a curated record. NCBI's taxonomy places the organism in Eukaryota, Metazoa, Chordata, Actinopteri, Centropomidae.
AUGUAUGCGAUUGGCAUUGCGGCACCUUACUGUAUGCCAUCACAUUUCAUUGUGGCUAAAGUUGUGCCAGGACUCCAUCGAAUAUCUCCCAGUCCUGUGGUCCAUGUCAGGGGUCUGUGUGAGGCUGUGGUGGAAGCAGACCUGAUAGAUGCCCUGGAGAAGUUUGGACCCAUAUGUUAUGUGAUGAUGAUGCCAUUCAAACGUCAGGCUCUAGUGGAGUUCUCAGCUGUGGAGAGUGCUGACCGCUGUGUGUCCUGUGGAGCGAAGGAGCCAGUAUACAUUGCAGGCCAACAGGCAUACUUUAACUACUCCACAUCCAAGAGAAUCACCCGGCCUACCAAUGCUGACAACCCCAACAGUGGCAACAAGGUCCUGUUGCUGUCCAUACAGAACCCCCUCUACCCUAUAACCACGGUAAACACACAUGCAUACACACACGUACAUUUACAUCUACUGUAUGUAGAUGUAUUUAUGUAUUGUUAUAUUGUUAGUGAAUACAGCUGAUUAUCAGCACAAUAUUAACAUUAACUCUACAGAGGAAGUUAAGUUGCACUACAUAAUAAUAAUAGUGUAACUUUUACAAUAAAAAACAGAAGGGAAAUAUAUUCAAUGUAAUGGGUUAAUCUGCAGCUAGUUUCAAGUCCCCACCAGUAAAUUCUUAAUAGGGAUAGACUGA